Rhodotorula toruloides NP11 is the source of this 1542-nucleotide messenger RNA. RefSeq names its product MFS monocarboxylate transporter. Gene Ontology annotation, cellular component: fungal-type vacuole membrane. The transcript has 10 exons. NCBI's taxonomy places the organism in Eukaryota, Fungi, Basidiomycota, Microbotryomycetes, Sporidiobolales, Sporidiobolaceae. Gene Ontology annotation, molecular function: transmembrane transporter activity. Gene Ontology annotation, biological process: transmembrane transport. Bases 1 to 1542 code for a protein of 513 amino acids. The record is from RefSeq and is a predicted model, not a curated record.
AUGGCUCAGAUGAGCACAGAGACGCUUUCUAGCACUGCUACAACACCGACUGAACCGGCGCGGCCCUCUCCAAGCUCCUCUCGCUCGUCAUCUCCCCCUCCUCCAUCCUCAUCAGUCGACUUGGCUCAACACGACUACCCUCCUUCCCGGCCAGACGAGCGCCGACAGACGCAACUAGCGCAGCCUGAUCGAGGCAAAGCAGCGUACCUCUUCCUCCUGGGCGCUUUCUCCAUCGAAACCCUCGUCUGGGGACUGCCGUCGUGCUACGGUGUCUUCCUGGACUAUUACCAGCGAGAGGGGAUCAACGGGCGUCAUGCCGGGAGCAGCCUCCUCCCCCUCGUGGGAACAGUCGCCUCUGGCUUUAUCUACCUUCUUGGUCCGCCCAUCUCGAUCCUGCUCAACCCACGACCCCGCUGGCGCCUGCAUGUCAUCCGACUGGGCGCCGUGCUAUGCUCACUUUCGCUCCUGCUAAGCUCGUUCGCACGCGAGAGCUGGCAGCUUCUGCUCACCCAAGGCUUGCUGUACUCGAUUGGCGGUUCGAUGGCGUACUACUCGACCUUCUACUUCUUGCAAGAAUGGUUCGUCGAGCGACGAGGGUUCGCGAAUGGAGUUUGCUUCGCCGGCACCGCAGCAGGCGGACUUGUCCUACCGUUCAUCCUGAACGCGCUACUUGAGCGGUACGGGGCGGCAUUGACGUUACGCGCGCUGGCCGUGUCGACCUCCAUCCUCCUCGGAGCAGCGGUGCCGCUUGUCCGCCCUCGUCUACCUUUGCCGCCAAAAAACCUCGCUGAGAAGCAGAAGAAGGAGGACGACGUUGACGAGGCCGAAGCAGCGGAUCAGGUCGCAGAGCGGCCUGCCGUACAGCAGGAGAGAGUGACGCUGAAGAACAUGGCCAAGAACCUCAAGCUUUGGGUGUUCCUCUCGGCCAAGCUUUCGGCUACUUCAUCACGCUUCUCUACCUGCCGACGUAUGCGACAGUAUGUCGUCCCCCAGUCUCUGAUAGCGCCCGCUGCUCACGACUGCUUCUCGCAGUCGCUCGGUUUAUCCGGCUCAGAAGGCUCCGCACUUCUUGCCUGCGUCAAUGGGGCAUGUGUCUUGUCCCGCGUUGGAAUGGGCAUCCUGUCGGACAAGCACUCGCCGCAUCGCCUGGGACUCGCAACGAUGCUCGCAUCGUCUGUCGCCGUCCUCGUGCUCUGGGGGGUGGCCGCGACGUCGCUCGCUCCUCUCCUCGUCUUCUCCGUCGUGAUGGGCCUGGCAUCCGGCGGCUGGACAUCCAUGUACUCGGCAAUCAUCAACAGCGUCGUUCGCGACGACCCCUCUCUCGCCUCGCACCUUUUCUCGACGCUCUCUUUCACUCGCGGUCUCGGCGCCGUCCUGUGCGCGCCGAUCUCAUCCGCUCUCAUCUCGCAUCCGUUCGCGGGCGCAUCGAAACGCACCGCAUACGGCGCGGCAGACGGUCGCUUCGGAGGCGUUGUGCUGUUUGCCGGGCUUGCGAUGGGAAUGGCGGCGGGUUGCGAAGGCGUAGAGGCUCUUCUCGGCUGA